AUGGCUGUGUUUAGUCGUGAAAAUGCUCUCCGGGAAUUGGUUAAUUUUGCAAUGCAAAAACAAGUCAAUCGCGCUAAACCUUGGCGUCCGCCACAGAGAUCAGAAAAACACCUCAAGUGGCUCAUUCUCGAGCGUCGGGGCGGCGGCGGGGGGCUGGAAGCAGAAAAGGUCACCCACAGACACACAAGUCACACCGCCGAAGGGAAUUUAGCACCCAAUUCGCCACAUGAAAUGCAGUCUCAGGUGGAACCUUCGUCUGAGCACACUGCCAGUGUUGAGCAGGAGGAGCGCUCUUCCAACGCGUCCAACGCCUCCAACACGAUGGCAGCCAAAGGAUGGAGGAGUCGAACUCUUCAGCUGGCAAAGUCCACGAACCGUCUCAAUGCCUUGAUGAGUGACUCCGCGGGCCUGGCUUCGCGCCAGCGUCGCGCGCGCUUCAACAGACACCAGGAAUCGCUGCUGGACCAGGAGGCCGAGGAGCAGGGUCGCCUGCGUCUUUAUCUGACGCCGCAGAUCAAGAUUGAGAAGAUUUGCGGCGUGAUUCAGGAGGCGAUUGCGCGCAAGAUGGCCGAGGACGAGGACAACAAGGACUACGAUCCCAUCCGGGCGAAGCUGAUGUGCCAGGCGCUGUCCAAGGACAUCCGGACGCGCGUGAAGAUGCUGAAUCUUAGGCGCUAUCGCGUGGUGUGUCUCGUGACGAUCAUCGAGAAGUUCCUUCAGUCCAUCGACUACAAAAUGAAGCUCUUCAUGGACCCGAUAAUGGACUAUUUCGCCAACUUCAAGUACGAGAACGCCCAGUUCUACGUGUUGGCUACGGUUUACGUGGUGUACAAGGACUGAUGGGCGCUCGUGAGGUGGCAAUUAAGGCGUUCUGUUGCACUGCACGAUUGCAGGUGUUGCUUGAGGUGUUGUCUUAUCAGUCUUGAGCGAGAAAUGCCAACGAUCAGCUACUUUUUCGCAUUCCUCAUCGUGCUUUUUGCAGGCAGUCUUUGUGCAGCUGAGGAAAAGUGCUCUCGAGAGUGCAAUUCCACAGAAGUUUAUGUGGAAAUCUGUGCGGAAUUCAACAUUUGCUACAUUUACGACGAUGGCAACUCUAGCAGAGCGGAUCUUGGUGAGCUUGUCUGGACCAAGGGUGAUCCUGUGGCACAUCCCUUUCUCCUGGAAGUUCCGCUGAUGCUCUCGAUUCCCAUCGAUGCUGAAUUGUUCGUCCAGUCCAAGGAAAGUAUCAAGAAACCGACUACUUUACUGCAAGAAAAGCCACAGAAGCACAAGGAGGUGAAGAAGAAGCUGCCCAAGAAGAUGCGGUACAAGAAUAAAUACCAUUUAGGAUCUUCCUACGGCACAAGGAAUAAUUACAAGGAGAGUAUCAACCGUAAACCACUUAUGAGAGGCCAUCGCAAGCAUUUCUGCAAUCCAAUGUAUGAAAAUUGUCGUCAAGCAAUAAA
Molecule: messenger RNA, 1445 nt
Organism: Phlebotomus argentipes
Lineage: Eukaryota; Metazoa; Arthropoda; Insecta; Diptera; Psychodidae
Exons: 3
Coding region: 1-840 (279 amino acids)
Biological process (GO): microtubule-based movement
Cellular component (GO): cytoplasm; cytoplasmic dynein complex
Molecular function (GO): dynein intermediate chain binding
Source: RefSeq, a predicted model, not a curated record